Messenger RNA from Nerophis lumbriciformis (worm pipefish), 2538 nucleotides. NCBI's taxonomy places the organism in Eukaryota, Metazoa, Chordata, Actinopteri, Syngnathiformes, Syngnathidae. The record is from RefSeq and is a predicted model, not a curated record.
AUGAAAGUGCUGAGUGCCGUCACGUCGUGUGUUUUUGCUGCCGCUCGUCCGCUGCUUCUCGCCCAGCGUUGUCGUCCUCUCCUCCGGCCUGUUUGUCAGCCGCGUCGCACCAUGGCCGACAACAACAACAACAAAAACAACAAAAUGAAUGACAAGAUGAAGAAGUCCACCAAGCUGCAAGCAAAGCCGCUGCGGAUGCUAAAGAGUAAAGAAAGUCGCAACAAACACGGGGAAGUACACAGCCCCGCCACCGUGUACGUGCAGGUGGUCGGUGCAGGAAGUCGGGACAAUGCCGCUUCGCUUUACGUCUUCUCCGAAUUCAACAGGUACUUGUUCAACUGCGGGGAAGGAACGCAGAGACUCAUGCACGAACACAAGCUGCGAGCGUCGCGACUCGACAAUAUCUUCUUGACCAGGAUGAGCUGGGAAAAUGUUGGCGGUCUUUCUGGAAUGAUCCUCACUUUGAAGGACACCGGAGUGCCCGAGUGCGUCCUCUCUGGGCCACCGCAGCUGGAGGGCUACGUGAAAGCCAUCAAAACAUUCUCCGGGCCACUGGACAGCAUCCAACUUUCCGUUCGUCCAUACACGGAUCCAACAUACAUGGACGACACCAUGACCGUAGUGCAAGUUCCCAUUGUUGCCGCACUAAGAAGUGGCCAACCCUCACCAGGGAGUAGCCGUUCCCCGAGUCCCGCCUCCCCAGGGAAAGACUGCGAGCACCCCGAUGAUGCCAGGAACCGACCAAGAGAAAAAAGGAAAGUAACAAGAGAUGCGUCACUCGUGGUUGCAUUCAUAUGCAAACUUCAUCCCAAGAAAGGAAACUUCUUGGUGGUCGAGGCCAAGGAACUUGGACUUCCUGUGGGUACUGCUGCCAUCGGUCCGCUCAUCGCCGCUCUGAAGGCCGGGAAAAGCGUCACGUACAACGGCAAAGAGAUCAGACCGGAGCAAGUGUGCACGCCCACCGAUCCUGGACAGGCCUUUAUCAUCGUGGAGUGUCCUUCCGAGGAGUUUGUUGCACCGCUAUGCGAAAGCCACCACAUCUCAAGCUUUCACAGUGGGGGGACAGAGGACGCCCCCGCCCUGAUUGUGCAUAUAACUCCCGAGGCAGUGCUGAAAAGCCCACAGUACCGAGACUGGAUGAAAAGGUUCCCAGCAAGCACCGAACACCUGAUCCUCAAUGAGCACGCCAGGUCUGCACACAAUGUCCGCAGCCACAAGAUCCAAGCGCAGCUCAAUAUGAUCCACUCCGACGUCUUUCCUCACCUCAAGACCUACACGCCCAAGGAUUGUCAAGCAUCUCUGGACGUCUCGGCGGUGCGAGGCGAAUGCCUACUCAAGUUCCAGCUGCGACCAGUCAUUGAGUGGCAAAGAGAUGCCAUCCCCCCCUGUAGCUAUGAGGAUUUUGUCAAAGAGGCUUAUGAUGUCCCCAACUUCUUGCAAGAAGUGGACAAAUGUCAACAAUUACGGUCUGGCGGCUCUCCAGGUCCCCUUGGACAAGCAGAGUAUCCCGAAUUUGUUUUCUUGGGAACCGGAUCAGCUCUGCCCAUGAAAAUCCGAAAUGUCAGCAGCACUUUAGUCAACAUCAGCACUGGACAAUCACUGCUGCUGGACUGCGGCGAAGGGACCUUCGGCCAGCUGUGCCGGCACUACGGCGAUGACGUAGACCAGGUUCUGUCCGACAUCUCGGCCGUGUUUGUUUCGCACAUGCACGCCGAUCAUCACACUGGUCUCAUCAAGCUGCUGUACCAAAGACAACGUGCCCUGGUGACUUUAGGAAAGGCCUGGAGUCCCCUCCUGCUCAUGGCCCCCCGGGGCAUGAUGAGCUGGCUGUGGCAGUAUCACCACAGCUGUGAGAAGGUCCUCCAUCAUGUCAACUUCAUCCCCAAUGACGUCCUGCGCCACAAAGCCGAAGCGCCCGACCCCAAAACGCAGGCCUUUAUCACAGAGCUUCUGAACAACACCACCUUGGAAAAGUUCCAGACAUGCUGGGUGCGUCACUGCAAGAAUGCCUUUGCCUGCAGCCUUACUCACAAGUCAGGUUGGAAGAUUGCCUUCUCUGGAGACACCAUGCCCUGUGAUGCCCUUGUGCAUAUGGGCAAGAAUGCAACCUUGCUGAUCCACGAAGCCACAUUGGAGGAUGGCAUGGAGGAGGAAGCUGUAGAGAAACGGCACAGCACGACAUCACAGGCGAUCGACACAGGCAUGCGGAUGAAUGCUGACUUCAUCAUGCUUAAUCACUUCAGCCAGCGUUACGCCAAGAUCCCGCUCUUCAGCAACGACUUCACCGAGCGGGUCGGCAUCUCCUUCGACCACAUGCGGGUGCGUCUGGGAGACCUGAAGGUCCUCCCGGGUCUGACCCCGGCGCUGAAGACCCUCUUUGCCGUGGAGCUUGAGGAGAUGGAAGAGAGAAGAGAGCGACGGGAGCAGAGGCAGCAGUUCUGGGCCAUCAGCGCCGAACCGGCAGACAUCGACCGUGGUGCCAAGCGGGAACAGGAGGAUGACGAUUGCGCCCAAACUAAGAGACAAAAGAGCAGCUGA